Messenger RNA from Sardina pilchardus (European sardine), 1995 nucleotides. Its product is annotated as nuclear factor 7, brain-like. Gene Ontology annotation, biological process: protein ubiquitination. Lineage: Eukaryota; Metazoa; Chordata; Actinopteri; Clupeiformes; Clupeidae. Bases 17 to 1411 code for a protein of 464 amino acids. The transcript has 6 exons. The record is from RefSeq and is a predicted model, not a curated record. Gene Ontology annotation, molecular function: ubiquitin protein ligase activity; protein binding; zinc ion binding. Gene Ontology annotation, cellular component: cytoplasm.
GCAACUAUUACUGAAAAUGGCGUCCAAGCCCUUUUCAGAGGAUGAUUUCUCCUGUCCUGUGUGCUGCGAAGUCUUCAAAGAUCCAGUUCUACUGACCUGCACUCACAGCAUCUGUAAAGCCUGCCUGAAGAGGUUUUGGGAAACCAAAGGAUCCAGAGAAUGUCCAGUCUGCAGGAGAAGAUCCUCCAAAGAAGAACCUCCUCUUAACCUGCAUCUGAAGAACCUGUGUGAGACUUUCCUACAGGAGAGAAGUCAGAGAGAACCAUUCUGCAGUGAGCACCGUUCAGAAUUGAAGCUUUACUGUGAAGAUGACAAGCAGCUUGUGUGUUUGGUGUGUCGAGACUCAAAACGCCAUAAAAACCACAACUUCAGUCCCGUCAGUGAAGCAGCACUUGAGCGUAAGGAAGAACUGAAGAUCAAACUACAGCCCAUACAGCAGAAACUGGACAACUUCAAGCAAGCCAAAACAACCUGUGAUAAAACUGCCCAGCACAUACAAGUCCAGGCACAACACACAGAGAAACAGAUCAAGGAGGAGUUUGAGAAGCUUCGCCAGUUUCUACGAGAUGAAGAGGCAGCCAGGAUAGCUGCACUGAGGGAGGAAGAGGAGCAGAAGAGUCAGACGAUGAAGGAGAAGAUUGAGAAGAUGAGCAGAGAGAUCUCAUCUCUUACAGACGCAAUCAGAGCCAUAGAGAGGGAGAUGGGAGCUGAUGACAUCACAUUUCUGCAGAACUACAAGAGCACAGUGGAAAGAGCCCAGUGCACACUGCAGGAACCAGAGAAGGUUUCAGGAGCUCUGAUCAAUGUGGCAAAGCACCUGGGCAACCUGAAGUUCAGAGUCUGGGAGAAGAUGCAGGAGAUUGUUCAGUACACUCCUGUGAUUCUGGAUCCCAACACUGCAUUCCCAUAUCUCAUCCUGUCUGAGGAUCUGACCAGUGUGAGAUAUGGUGAUGAGGGGCGGCAGCUUCCUGAUAACCCAGAGAGAUUUGAUGAAUAUCUCCUUCCCAGUGUCCUGGGCUCUGAGGGCUUUAACUCAGGGACUCACUGCUGGGAUGUGGAGGUUGGAGGUGGUAUAAUCUGGUCCCUGGGAGUGAAGACGGAGUCUGGGGAGAGGAAGGGAUGGAGUUCCUGUAGUAGUGGAGUCUGGAGUGUGCAGUAUUAUUAUUAUGGUGGUGAAUACACAGCAGUCUCCCCAUCCCAGCCAGACACCACCAUCACAGUGCAGCAGACACUCCAGAGGAUCAGACUGCAGCUGGACUGGGACAAAGGAGAGCUCUCAUUCUCUGACCCUGAUAAUAACACACAUAUUCAUACAAUUACAGGCACAUUCUCUGAGAGAAUGUUUCCAUACUUUUGCACUUCUGUUUCUCUCACCAUCGUGCCAGUUAAGGUUGCAGUCAGAUUUCAGUGAAUAUUGUUUCAGUGGCCAACGUUAUAAGCACACAGGAAAUUGUCUUCUAAAUUUCACCCAUCUGUGAGCAGUGAACACAUACACAGUAGGAAGAGUGAGCACACUUGCAAUACACACACACACACAUGCACACGCGCACACACUUGUCUAUUUCACCUUUGUUUUUUGUUUUUUUACUGUAGGCCAGGUUUGCUUCUCUGUAUGUAUCUCAUAAAUUGCAUACAUUGCUAUUUGUUCAUACUAAUUGUAUAUUAUAAAUGUAUCUAGAAUUUAAUUCUUUGAGCAAAGAAUUUCAAAAACUACACCAGAUUAGCAGAAGUCCUUGGCUCUUUUGCAAAAUUAAACACUUUUUAAACACAAUUAUUUAUCACAAUUCUAUUUUGUUGUCAUAUCACAAACACAUCCAUCAUAUGAUCUGAUUAUGUGAUUGUAUGAUUAUGAUGGACGUGCAUAACAUGUCUUUAUUGUGUCCGUCGGUCCAAAGCUGGACGACUGCACGACGUGCAAACUUGAUCCGCUAUUUGGACAUCAGUAGGACUAUGUAACCUUUUUUGGACGUUAUACAGAGGUCCUGUGGAUGUCAA